Molecule: messenger RNA, 885 nt
Organism: Brugia malayi
Lineage: Eukaryota; Metazoa; Nematoda; Chromadorea; Rhabditida; Onchocercidae
Exons: 5
Coding region: 1-885 (294 amino acids)
Source: RefSeq, a predicted model, not a curated record
AUGUCAUUGCUGAUCGGUGCUGAUAAUUCGAAUAUUCCACAUCCCGGUACAUCGUUUAAUGAGCUACCAACCAUAAACCGUCAUCAUUAUUCCGAAUCGGUUGCUACCACUGCUACCACUACCAUCAAUAGUAAUAGAAAUAGCAAUCUGAAAUACCAUGAUAGUAAUGGUGAUGUAAUAACGGUACUUACAAACAAUCAUGCAGCAGGUGGUAGUGAUAUGUCACCACGAAGUUUUCAACCUAAUCACAUUGAUGACGAUAUGGAUCCACAGGAAUUGGCAACAAUACCACGUAAAUAUGAAUAUUACUUCAUGCCAAAUAAAUCACAAGUACUAUUUUAUUUGAGUGAUGCAUCACUGCUAAGGAUUCGAAGAGCUGGAACUGAAUUACAGGUAACCGAUUCCAUCGAUUUUCCAUUGUUUGAUAUUUGGGAAGAAGUAAACUGUGAUAAAUCAACAAUGAUUUUGGAGUCAUACGGUAGAACGGUUCUACUCAUAUCGAAAAGUUCAACUGUUGGAUGUAUUUCUAGGAAUAAAUCAGAACCACCUUUAGUUGCUGUAAAUGAUUGGAACGGUGAUUUAUUUGGUUACUUUGUGCCUGGUGAUCCAUUUCUGAUAGAAGAUAGUGAUAAGCAAACGGUUGCAAAAAUUUUAGCUGCUGAAAGUGCAUACGGAAGGGUUACCGUAUGGAUUUGUGUAUUAGAAGGAUCCGGUCAAGAAAUGGCUCGAAUGGAGGAGUACAGUACAAUUUAUUUUAGCAAGAAUGUUGGUGGUUUUCAAUUAAAAUUACUAGCUUUGGCUGCAUUUGCCCGUUUAACCGUUUCGGAAUUUGUUCAGCAUCAAUCCUGUUGUGGCGCUUUCUUUUCAAUGUUAUUCCGCUGCUAA